UGUUUAUUAUUGAUAUGCUAAUUUUGUUUAAUGCAUGAUAUAGAAAUGGCAUCAUUCAGUCCCCUUGCAAACAUCUUAACCCAAAAUAAACUUGAGGGUCCAAACUAUGUUGACUGGAAGAGGAAUUUGGACAUUUUGCUUACUGCUGAGGAGUAUCAGUUUGUGCUUACUGAAGUUUGUCCUGAAAAACUCGGUGAGGGUGCCUCUGAGGAGGUCACCAGAGCUUACCAGAAAUGGGUUAAAGCUGAUGAGAUGGCGCGAUGUUACAUUUUGGCUUCUGUGCCAAAUGUUUUGCAACAUCAGCAUCAGACGAUGGACACAGCUUUUGACAUGCUCGAAAAUCUCAAGGAGAUGUUUGGAGAUCAAACUAGUGCAGCAAGGCAAAACGCACUGAGGGAGAUUCUUACUUCCAAAAUGGAGGAGGGGACCCCAGUUAGAACUCAUGUCUUGAAGAUGAUGAGUCUUCUGAAUAACAUGGAGGUUCUUGGUGCUGAGGUUGACAAUGCUACACAGAUAGAAAUGAUCUUGAACACUUUGCUACUUAAAUUGAGAUGGUCUUGA
Messenger RNA from Jatropha curcas, 561 nucleotides. Lineage: Eukaryota; Viridiplantae; Streptophyta; Magnoliopsida; Malpighiales; Euphorbiaceae. The record is from RefSeq and is a predicted model, not a curated record.